This is a messenger RNA of Debaryomyces fabryi, 2232 nucleotides long. RefSeq names its product Myb-related transcription factor BAS1 (gene BAS1). NCBI's taxonomy places the organism in Eukaryota, Fungi, Ascomycota, Pichiomycetes, Serinales, Debaryomycetaceae. The transcript has a single exon. The record is from RefSeq and is a predicted model, not a curated record. Bases 1 to 2232 code for a protein of 743 amino acids.
AUGGAGUCUUCUAAUUCAAAAAGACUAACCCAAAUAGAUCCACUCACGAUUACCGAAUCUCUUGGUUUUCAAACAUUUCGCCGCGAGUCAAGAAAGCCAUGGAGCAAAUACGAAGAUAGCGAGUUGAUCCGAGUAAUAAAUGAAUUGCACCCCAGUCAAAUAAAUAAUUUGGAUGCAGAUACUGUCAAAUGGGAUGUAAUAGCACAAAGAAUGUAUCCAAAUGGCGAACGGAAACCUAAAGAUUGCAGAAAGAGAUGGUGCAACUCAUUGGAUCCCAAUUUGAAAAAGGGAAAAUGGACUAAAGAUGAGGAUGAGAAGUUGAUCAAAGCUUAUGAAAAGCAUGGUGCAUCGUGGCAAAAGGUUUCAAACGAGAUUUCAGGGAGAACAGAUGAUCAAUGUGCCAAAAGAUAUAUCGAAGUAUUAGAUCCUGACACGAAAGAUAGACUUAAACCGUGGGAACACCAUGAAGAUCUCCAAUUGAUAAGACAGGUUAAAAAUCACGGUACGAAGUGGAGAACAAUUGCAUUAGAAAUCAAAGGUAGACCAUCGUUAACUUGUCGUAAUAGGUGGAGAAAGAUAGUUACUGAUGUUGUUAGAGGUAAAGCAGAUCCGAUUAUCAAAAAGGAAGUUGACACCAUUGCCAAUGGUAAUAUCAAAGUAUUGGAAAAUAUAGGUAAAGGUAGCAAAAGUAUACAAAAUUCGAGUCAAGAGAGCUUAAUUAAUUCAAAAUCCGAUUCCCAUUCAUCAACACCAUAUCCAUUAAAUACAUCUUCCCAGUCCACUAGCGUUGAACAGCCGGAUACUUUCCAAGCGCAAAGAUCGUACCCUAAACAAUCAGGCCAGGCCCCACAGCAGUACCAGCAAAGAAUUGCUAGACCACCAGCUCAAAGUGCAAUUACUAUGCCGGUUAAUAGUGAAGUUGAAUGGAAAUAUACCUUGGAAAGAGAGGAUGGUAAACCUAAUAACAUAAAUUUGCCCCAUACGGCAUUGUUCUCUGAUGAAAAUAAUGGAAAUAUUAAGAACCAAGAAUUAGUUCAACAGCUUAUCUCAUAUGCUAAGACCUACGGCUUGAACAUUACCGUACAUCAACAUAUACAUCAUCAUUAUUCACAGCCAGGCAAUAGACACAUACAAAAACAACGACAAGCUCCUGAAGUACCGAAUUAUCCAUAUCAAUCAGUGCAAUCCCCUUUCAGUAUUUUAGGUCUGUCUUCUAAUGGCAAUAAUAAUGAAUUUAGUUCAGUAAAUGAUCCAGGAUUUAACGAUUCCAUUCCUCCAAAUGAAAUGAACAAAAAUUACCAAUCUCCAUAUUAUCUCGAGCCGGAGACUCAAUUGACUAGGUAUCAACACUUCAACUAUUUACCACCGUUAACGGAAGUACCAAAAUUAAAUUCCUCAUCAUCUCCACCAUCAACUAUUAAGGACACGAAUAAUCCAACCCAUCACCACCACCAUCAUCACCAUCAUCACCAUCAUGAUAAUGAAAACGAGAAGCAAGAGAGAAAAGACCCAUCGAAUAGUAAGGAGUCUGACUUGAUCAAACUAUUAAACAGAUAUAAUAAUGAAACUACACCAGAGCUUCAAGAGAGAAAUAAGGGAGCAAUGGUAUCUACUGAAUCAACACCUCCGGGAUCUAAUUCAUUAACUCCUUUAACUCAAGCGGUAGAAAUGGCAGCUGCGGCAGAAGCUGGAGAAAAUGUCCCUUCGUCGGCUCAUUCUCGCAAGAGAUCUAACACCAGCACUGCCUACCACAAUAAAAAAUCUAAACUGCAAAGAGAUGACAAGGAAUUAGAGGACGGUAUAGACUUUUGGGAUAACAUGAGAAAUUUGACAGAUAUACAAAGUCAGCAACCUCAGCCAUUGGUUCAGCCUCAGCAAAAAAACCAAGCUAUCAGCCAAAGUCUGGAUCAACUUUCAAAUCAAAAACCAAAUUCGCAACCUUCCUCACAUAUGUUUCCAAACAAUACUUCUCAACAAACAGUAAGAGAGCUGCUGUCAGUUGUUGAUACUAACGCAACUGCUGACAAAACUAAUAAUAAUGAUAUUAAUGAACCGCCGUAUGAAGAAGAAGAAGCAGUAGGAGAAGAAGAUUACGGGUUAUUUUAUAACGUUUUCAAUAAAGAGGGUUCUUCAACAGCGCCGUCGAACAAUGAGACAGAGAACCAAAAUAAUGGCUCUGUGUAUGAUAAUCUUAUUAGUAUAUUCGGUAUGAUUCCUUUCAAUCCAUCUUAA